AUGAGAAGGUCGUUAUUUCUUCAUGUAGUUGACAGAGUCCAACAACGUGAUCCAUGGUUUCAACAAAAAUAUGAUGCAGUUGGUAAGCCCGGUUUUUCACCAUUACAAAAAUGCACUGCAGCUUUGAGAUUUUUGGCAUAUGGAGUAGCAGCUGACCAAAUUUAUGAGUACGUCAAAAUUAGUGAGAAAAGCUCACUCAACGCCUUAUGUAAAUUUGUUGAUGCUAUAAUUGUUGAGUUUCAAGACGUGUAUUUGAGAAAGCCAAAUCAAGAUUACUUACAGAGGCUACUGCACAUUAGAGAGGUGCGUGGAUUCCCAGGCAUGUUGGGAAGUAUAGAUUGUAUGCAUUGGGAGUGGAAAAAUUGUCCUACUGCUUGGCAAGGACAAUUUCAAGGUCGAGAUGGUAAAGCUACAAUCAUAUUAGAAGCAGUUGCAUCAGUAGAUUUAUGGAUAUGGCAUGCUUUUUUUAGAGUUUUGAGUUCAUCAAACGACAUUAAUGUACUAAAUCAUUCGCCAAUUUUUAACGAUAUAUUUGAAGGACGAGCACCACCAGUGAAUUUUGAAGUAAAUGGUCACCAAUACAAUAUGGGAUAUUACCUAGCAGAUGGUAUAUAUCCAGAAUGGGCAACUUUUGUACAAGCAUAUCGGCUUCCACAAGAUAUUGCUCGUCCUGUGCAUGGUGUUAAGUUGCUUCGUGGUCCUGUCAGUGCGGAUUCCUCUUUCUGUGUCUCUGGUCUUCAGGCUACGCUUCUUCGCAAUUUUGGUAUUGUUGGUCCAGGACUGGCCUUCGAUGGUGCUCUUAGUCUUUUUAAUUGGAUUGUGGAGACUGACCUUAUGAGUAACCCUAGUGAGAUCGCUGCCCCUAACUCAUAA
Messenger RNA from Chenopodium quinoa (quinoa), 873 nucleotides. RefSeq lists its product as uncharacterized. Lineage: Eukaryota; Viridiplantae; Streptophyta; Magnoliopsida; Caryophyllales; Amaranthaceae. The coding region runs from base 1 to 873 and encodes 290 amino acids. The record is from RefSeq and is a predicted model, not a curated record. The transcript is spliced from 3 exons.